This is a messenger RNA of Opisthorchis viverrini, 1170 nucleotides long. RefSeq lists its product as hypothetical. Gene Ontology annotation, cellular component: nucleolus. The transcript is spliced from 6 exons. The record is from RefSeq and is a predicted model, not a curated record. Gene Ontology annotation, molecular function: rRNA binding. The coding region runs from base 79 to 1170 and encodes 363 amino acids. NCBI's taxonomy places the organism in Eukaryota, Metazoa, Platyhelminthes, Trematoda, Opisthorchiida, Opisthorchiidae. Gene Ontology annotation, biological process: rRNA processing; ribosomal large subunit assembly.
CCUUCGGAGAAUCCAUAGCUUGCAUACUACAGCAGACCACGUGGUUCGGUACUCCCUCACUUCUUUCAUUCCCUGGAAAUGGGGAAGCCUCGCACUAAUUUGUUGAAGAGCAAGGUCAUGGUUAACAGAGAGAUUGCUUCUGGUGCUAUACGUAGUUCGAUUCCCUUGAAACAGGGGAAGAAGUUGAAUGUGAAGCCGAAGCUCCUCCCAUCUGUUCGAAAAUCGGAUCAAUCACCUUCACGGAAAAAGGAGUGGAUCAAUAGGGAGCGGAUUCUUCUGCUCGCUUCUCGCGGUGUUUCUUACAUUGGCCGUUACCUAAUGAAGGAUCUGUUAACGAUGAUGCCACACGGAAAAAAAGAAUCAAAGCUAGACACCAAACGUGAUCUUUCCGUUCUGAACGAGCUGGCUGAAAUAAGUCACACAAACAAGAAUCCCACUUUGGUGGAGCAGACAAACUCAAAUACCCCACAUUUCACUCUCCGAGCAUCUGGUGGUCCUGACGCAAUGGAUUUUGGUAACUACGGUGUGGGAGUUGCACUCUGCUCAAAGGCUGAGAGUGUUUUGCUGGACUGCAUCCCAGUCAUUUUCUUUGAGGCCCGUAAAAAGAAGGAUCUUUACCUCUGGAUAAGCUGUGUACCUAAUGGACCCUGUGCCAAGUUCCUAGUGGAAAAUGUACACACUACGUCAGAGCUUAAACUGACGGGGAAUUGUCUGAAAGCCAGCCGACCAGUGCUUGCGUUUGAUACUGCAUUUGAGGAUCCCAAUCAACCACAUCUCUGCUUGCUCCGUGAAAUUUUUGUACAAACCUUUGGAACUCCUAAUCAACACCCUCGGUCUCAGCCAUAUUUUGACAAGACGUUUGUUUUUGGAUUCAUGAACAAUCGUAUUUGGUUUCGUAACUAUCAACUCGCUGAAGAGAGUGGAGCUCUUGUUGAAGUGGGUCCAAGAUUCUCCCUGAGCCUGAUCCGAAUAUUUGCGGGCAGUUUCUGUGGUGCAGUACUCUUCUCAAAUCCCAAUUACAUUUCUCCUAAUUGGGUGAGGCACAAUCUGUUGCGGCAUCAAAAGGACAAAUAUGCUGCCCGGACUCAAUUUAGAGUUGAAUCAGAGCAACGAAAAAAGAACAGAAAGCAUAUAUACGAAUUCGAUGAGUUAGAUGAUAUAUAUGAGUGA